GAAGCAGAGACACAAAGAGAGAAGCAGGGGAGGACUCGGAGGCUGAGCCGUAGGGAGGGCGAUUAGAGCCAGAGUCUCCUAAGGAAGAUCAGAGCCCCCCCCAUUGGAGCCAAGCCGGCAGCCGCACCCCCUGCCCGCAGCCCGGGAAGCAAGUAAUCCCCAUCCAGGAGGAGGAAGAGAAGACAAAAGGGGAUUUCAGCUCUGAAGUGACAGCAAGGGAAAGGAGAAGCCGCAGCAGAGGGAGAGAAAAGCUCAGGCAGAGCAGAGCUGCAGGUUCCCCAAGGCACCCACCCGGCAGCAGGUCCCCAGGAAGGGAGACCCCACCACACACAGGCCUUCCAGCUGUUGGCUUGCUCUCUUCUGCCUUUGAUGCCAUGGGUAACAGCUUCUCCAGCAUCCCUGCACUGCCCAGAGGCAACCAGAGCAGAUUCCACAGGGUCCACCACCAGCACCUCAAAGACUCUCUAGGUGGACCCUUUCCGGCUUCUUCUCACCGAUGCCACCACAAGCAGAAGCAUUGUCUGCCCAUCACGCAGUGUGGAGCUUUGUCGAUCAGCCCGCUGCUUUUCCAUCCCCAUGCCAAGGGGUCUCAGAUCAUCAUGGACACGGCACAGAAGGCAGUGAAGCGGCAGGCCAGCUUCUGCAACGCCAUUACCUUCAGCAACAGGCCUAUCGUGAUCUACGAGCAGGUCAGGUUAAAGAUAACAAAGAAGCAGUGUUGCUGGAGUGGGGCUCUCCGACUCGGAUUUACUUCCAAGGAUCCCUCCCGGAUUAAUCCUGACACAUUGCCAAAGUACGCUUGCCCGGAUUUGGUUUCCCAGAGUGGAUUCUGGGCCAAGGCCCUGCCAGAAGAGUUUGCAAAUGAAGGAAACAUCAUAGCAUUCUGGGUGGACAAAAAGGGCCGGGUGUUUUAUCGGGUCAAUGACUCUGCUGCGAUGUUGUUCUUCAGUGGGGUGAGGAUCACGGAACCCCUGUGGGCUUUGAUUGACGUGUAUGGACUCACCCGUGGGGUGCAGCUAUUAGACAGUGAAAUUAUUCCUCCCGACUGCCUGCGUCCGAGAUCUUUCACUGCAAUUCGCCGGCCCUCACUGCGCAGGGAGACAGAGGACACCCGGCUCUCCGUGAGCCUCUGCGAUCUCAACCUCCAGGAAGAGAACUUUCAUGUGCUGGCCACCAUGUGUCCCAUCCCUCAGAACUCCCUCAAUUCUCAGCAUUCCCAUCUCUUCCCAUCCCAGCUCGAAAGUGACCUCCGCUUCCACCAGCUCAGGGGAGCCCAUAUCAAAAUCCUGGACGACCAAACUGUGGCCCGGCUGGAACAUGCCCGGGAAGAGAGGACUUUGGUUUUCACCAGCAGACCCCUUAGAAUCAAUGAAACAAUUUUUGUCAAAAUUAACAAAUCCAAUGCCUCCCGCUCCGGCACACUGUCAUAUGGAGUGACCUCUUGUGACCCUAGUACUCUGAGGCCCAGUGACCUUCCUUAUAACCCAGAGUCAUUGGUUGACAGGAAGGAAUUCUGGGCAGUCUGUAGAGUCUUGGUGCCCCUCCAGAGUGGAGAUAUCUUGGGGUUUAUGGUGAAUUCGGAAGGUGAACUGCAUUUGAGUCAUAAUGGUGCCAGCGCUGGCAUGCAGGUCUGCGUGGACUGUUCCCAGCCCCUCUGGAUGUUCUUUGGUUUACAUGGAGCAGUUAUGCAAAUUCGAGUAUUGGGUUCCACUAUAUUGGCCGAGCGACUGGGCCCAUCUACACCGAGCUCUCCCAUUUCAGCCCCAAAUUCCCCCACGGUUCUCUGCAGCGGGGUUUCUGAUCCAAUCCUGAGUACGUGUGGCUCCGGUCUGCUCUGCAGCUCUAUCAGCGGCACAGCGCCAAACUCCCCGGUCAGCAUGCCGGAGUCACCCAUCUCCCCAUCUGGCUCAGGGGUCUGGGGGGAUGAGUGCACCAUCUGCUACGAGAACAUGGUAGAUACCGUCAUUUACUCCUGCGGACACAUGUGUUUCUGCUACCCGUGUGGGCUGAAACUCAAGAAGAUGGCCAACGCCUGCUGCCCGAUUUGCAGACGGGCCAUCAAGGAUAUCAUCAAAACUUAUCGCAGCACUUAGAACAGCAGCAUGGAUUGGGGGGGACUGCAAGGGGGGGCAGUCGUGAGAGGAGCAAGGGGGUCUCUGUCUUCACUCAUCAUUUGUGAAAUUCAACAUCUGAACCACCCCAAGGAGGCUGGAGGCAGGGAGGGGAGGGUUCUGCUGGUGACGGCUCUUCCACUUCCCCUGCCCCCAAUGAGGUCUGAACUCCAGCACAUCAGGGAAGUCAAGCUGAACCACGCUUUCCAAUGGGCUUUACAUUUUAAUCUCAAGAAAACAGCUGGAGCCAUUCUUCCUGUUCCACACCAUGCCCAGGGAUGUCCCCGCUGCUCAGCCAGCAGGAAAGGUGCAGUGAGGCACACCUUCUGCCCCCUGGACAGCGACAGUAGGCAGCUGGUGAGUGGCAGUAAUACAGAGAAGAAAGGCGGCUGUUUGGGGGCAACUGACGCCAUUUCACAAAAGCCUCUUAAAAGGGCAGGGCUGCGUGGACCGUUCAGAAGUGCUGAGUGUCCGGCAGGAGUGCUGACAGCAAAGGGUGUGAAAGGGCGAGUUUGGCAGGAGAUAAAUUAUAAAGCCAAACCCUUUUGCUGGUAGCAAACACCCAGGAGCCCUGCUUGCUCGAUGCUCUCCUGUGAGCGGUGGCUGGAAAUUGAUGUGCUGAGUGCUUGGUGGGGUUGGGGGAGUGGGCCCAUGAAUUUCUGGUAGUGGAGAAAUGCAUUGGGGGCAGCGGAUGGGUGUGCAGCAUGUGGUUCCUGCGAAAGACUCUGGUGUGGGCAUGGCUCUGCGUGUUGCCGUCCAGCGAGGUGACGGGGUUACGUUUUCAGCAGCAGUGCCCCAGCAGCCUGGCUCAUUGUGGCACUGCAUGACUAUAACCCCACUGCACCGAUGCUUGCUCCUGAGUUCUCCCUGCCCUUCCUGUCACAAGCCAAAGGCCUCUCCCCCGAGCCCUCAGUCAGCACUUGCAAAAAACACUGAGGAAGAAUGUCUACAAACACAACACCUCCUGCCCCCCCCCCCCCACUCUGUUUUUAUGGUAGAGUGUUAAAUGUCUCUCUCUGCUUUAAAGGAAGGAAACUUGGUUAGUGAUUACACGCUCUUGGCCACACUGCAGUGACAGGGUGGUCAACGCACUUAGUCAUCAACAAGCAAAAAAGGAAGAAAGUGGCUUAAAAUGGAUUUUGUUUCUUUGUUUUAACGAAGGAGCUUCUGCUCACUCAAGGGCCGGAGGGGGGGGCGAGAACUGGUUUGCUGCUGCUCCUGCUGCCGCCCCAUCAGUGACCAGAUUCUCUGCAUCCCACCCAUUGUAUGUCUCUAUCUGUGAGUCCUUCUGACCACUCAUACUAGGACAGUGUAGUACUGGGCGGCUGCUGGGCUCACUCAGGCUGCAAUCAUCUCAGUUUAGAUCUGUCAGUCCUCCCUGGUCCACAGCUGCAACACGAGCAAGGCACGCCUCAUCCCUCUGGGGCCAAGCAGCCCCACCUGCGUGCCCAUUGAGUUCACGAGGCUCAGCGUAGUGGCAAACUCAAGGCCUAGUGAUUUUGUGUCUAACUGGGGACACCGUAAAGUGGCCUCGUUUUCAGAACACGACAAGCCCCAUCAGGCAACCAGGCUCCUCUGCACAAACUUGAAUGCGGCACUAAUGAAAAUCUUGGAUGAGGGGCUUGACCUCAGCUAGCUCCCAUUGACUUCAAUGGGAGAUCAAGCAAGGCCUCAGCUUGGUGGGAAGUCUUCGAAGGAGCAGGCCUGCUGCUUUCCAGAGGGCUGCACAUCAGGGAAGGCAAGCAAGAUGUGGCUCAUUUAUACUCUUCUCUAGUGUUAAUGGCCCCCGAACACACAUCUUAGCCCUCGUCUAGCAUUGACAGAUCAUGGGCUCAGUCACCUUGGACCACGGCGGUAGCUCAUGUACCUCUGCGCUGCCCCUUGACUGCAAUGAGAGCGUGGCCAGUGCAGGCCGAGGCCUUUUGCAUUAGGUGCAGGCCUCUCAAAGCAAACUCACCGACAGUUCUAGUAGACGCUGUGACCUGGUAACCCUGGGAGCAAGAGGAGUUAAUUAUCGGCACAUCAGGCCCCAUGUGCAUUUCAGGGCAUGGUCUGUUUCCCUCCCCAAGAAGCAUUGAAAUGGAGAGCUUUGUUAUACACAGGGAAGUAGCUCUGCUCAGUAACACAUGAUGCAGAUUUGCUACAAAACAUGAUCAAAGUGCUGCUGCUCCCAACAGCGCGACUGCCCACACGGCCUCCUUUUCAUGAGUGCAACAUAGUUUUCAGGAGGAAGCCUGUGGCUGAGGUAGAGCCAGACUACAAAAGGGCCCGCACAUUUGUAAGUAACUGAAAGUGUAGCAGCUGAACAAAUAGCAUCUGUCUGCCCUAAGUACCAGGGCCCAGCUCCUCCACUCUUGCUAAACUGCCUAUUACCGGCUGAGCGCUGGUCCAAGACAUGAUCCUUACAGCGAGGCAUGAGAGCUCUCUGUGGCCUCUGUUGCAUUACAAAGCAGGCACGUUCUUCACAGGAGACAGCACGCCCACUCCUGCAUGCCUAACGCGGGCAAAACUCACCUGCUUCCGGGAACUGGGCAAAGGCAACCACAGGCUCAGACACCUGUCAGGAGCAAAUGGGGAGACAUGUUGGUGAUGAGCUGGGGAGAGGGUGUUACAUAAAACUGGGUUGGUUUUUGCUUUUCAACAUUACUUUUCUUUGUAAUAUAUCACCAGCUGGCUGGUGGGGAAGCUGGGAUGUGCAUGGAGAAGGGAAAAAAAAACUCCUAGCAGAAGCAUCAUGAAAUUAAUACCUAAUUAUUUUCACAAUGAAGUACUGUAGCAAUGUAAGCAUCUAUCCCCCCGCACCCACCACCCCCAGCUGCAGCUGGAUAGCUCCCCACACACACAUACUCAGCUGAUGCAGGUGUAUCAGCCGCUCUCUUGGUGUGCAGCAAACAAUCCUCUUGUGCCAGUAGAUUUUGGCCAAUAGUCACAAAUACUGUAUUUGUUUCUAUAUUGUAGAUUUUAAUAUAUAAGUAGAGUUAUGGCACUGGAGUUAAUUCCCCUGCCACUACUGCAGCAUCCUCACCGACAGCUGGCUGCGGAAAGGAGCAACUCCGUGUAGAGGCAGAGCUAUGCAGAUUUUCUUAAUAAAAGUUAGCGGGAUGCUGCUACUGUGCGUGGAAAGCCCCUAUCUCCCCAGAGAUUGGUUUAGCUGGUGAAUGUAUUUUUAAGCAUCACACUUAACAGGGAUGGUGUUGUGCCUAACCCCACUUGUGGGAAUCCCAGCAGAGCCCCACCUUUGGCAUGCAGCGGAUGUGGUUCCUACAUUUUAAUUCUUACAGCACCUGAAAUUCCCACAGCGCUGCAGCAGUAAAUGACAGGGGCAAGGCUCUCCCACUGUACGCACGUGAACCAGCCCUUUGGGUCAGACAGGCCCUGCCCCUGCGUGAGCAUUGCAGGAGUGGACACCAAACUCAUCUCAGCUACAAUAUGGGCUUUCCCCAUCUGACUACGUGCAAACACUUGGUGGCUUUCGAUGACAAUAAUCACUGACCUGCCCAAACACCAAGAGCAGAGAGACAGCUCCAGCGCAUAUACCAGCAGCUGUCCCUAACCUUGCAGGCCCCGGACCAGUGCAGCAGAGCCCUAACAAGGAAUUUUUGCACCCGAGGCAAGGGUUAGCUCCAGGCCCUUGGGCAGCGGGUCCCUGCGUCCAUCUCGGAGAGACGGAUCCGCCGCCGGAUUGCUGCUGCCACUUCAUUCGUUCAUUCUUCCACCGCUGAUCACGGCAGAGCUGCACCCCUCCACUUUGCGUGCCCGAGGCAAGUGCCUCGCUCGCCUUGCUCUUGUUACGGCAUUGCAGGGCAGAGCUAAGAGCGUAAGGAAGCGGGCAUGGGAGGGAAAUGAGCACAUAUAUAUAUAUAAAACUAAUGCAGUCAGCACCAUCUCCAGUCAGUCUGCCCCGCCUGGGCUGGUUCAUGGCUACAUCGUGACUUUUAAAGACGGUACAAAUGGGGAGGAGUGGUCACAGGGCACCCGCAGCCCUGAUUGAAUUGAGUGUGUUUAUAUGUAGUAAAACGUGUGUGUUUUAUGGUGGAUCGAACACCAGGCGUUAGCAGGAGCUUCGUCAAGUAGGCUGGGGAGUUAGGAGAGGGCUACACGGAGCCUGGAUGCAGACUCGGGGGUGAGCUCAAGGGCCCUUCUGCUCCCACACAAAUCAGUCCGACUCAACUCAGGAAGCACUAGGAUUGCCAACUUCCUAGACGCACAAAACUGAACAUCCCAGCCCCCGCUCUCCCACUACCCUUGCUGUCCUCCAAGCUCAGUGGGCUGGGGUGGGGGCUUUAACUGAGCGUGCGGGCUCCAGGAUGGGGCUGAGAGAUUUGGCAUGCAGGUGGGGGCUGUGAGUUGGGGGUGCGGGUUUUGCAGGGGCCAAGGGCAGGGGCAUGGGCUUACCUCAGGCAGCUCCUGGUUGUGGGGAGAGGGCAUGCUAAUGCAGGCUGCAUGCCUGUCCUGGCACUGGCCGCUGCAUGCCCUGGAAGCAGGCGUCUCCACGUGCCGCUCUCACCCACAGGCACCGACCUCCACCACCACCACCAGUGUUUGAGGCAGGGGCAGCCUGCAGAGCCGCCUUGUGCCCCCGCCCAGGUGCCAGACUCGUCCUACUGGACACUUCCAGGGCACAGCGCAGUGCCAGUCAGGACAGGUAUGAACUAGCCUGCCUUUGCGCCGCAGACUGGGCUUUUAACGGACGAUUGGUGCUGACUGGAGCUGCCAGGGUCCCUUUUCGACUGGGUGUGCUGGUUGAAAAAUGAGAGACCUGGUCCCCCUAGGGAGCACCCAGCUCUCUGCUAGGAGAGCAGGUCAGUGCCUCAGUACUGCUGUGACCUGGGCCAAACCCUGUCACUUUGUCAAGUCAGGUGGUCUGUCCAUGGCUGUGAGAUCUGGGGCUAGUACUUGUACUGCAGUGUGGGUGCUGAACCACAGGCUUGGAAACACAGUCGCACAGCCUGGGGCUUUGGUGGGCUGAGCAGACAUGCCAUCAGGGGCUGCUCCUCUUCCGCUGGAGUUUGGCUAAUGCCACAGUUGAAGCAGGAUCCGGCCCAGGGAGCAGCAGAGUUAGGCUUGCUCCGAGCAGAAGUAGUAACAAAACAAAAAACUUUAAUUUCUGUUGAAUUGGUGUCGGUUCCAAUGUGUGCUGGUGUCAGCUCCAUUUCCUUGUUUUAUUUUACAGUAGUUUGUGUUCUAGCAGAAAAAUUCAUUCUGUGACAAUUGGAUAACUGUGAUUGUGAAUAAAGGUGA
Gopherus evgoodei (Goodes thornscrub tortoise) is the source of this 7352-nucleotide messenger RNA. RefSeq names its product neuralized E3 ubiquitin protein ligase 1 (gene NEURL1). The record is from RefSeq and is a predicted model, not a curated record. Gene Ontology annotation, biological process: nervous system development; negative regulation of Notch signaling pathway. The transcript is spliced from 6 exons. The coding region runs from base 375 to 2093 and encodes 572 amino acids. NCBI's taxonomy places the organism in Eukaryota, Metazoa, Chordata, Testudines, Testudinidae. Gene Ontology annotation, cellular component: plasma membrane; postsynaptic density. Gene Ontology annotation, molecular function: ubiquitin protein ligase activity.